GGCAAUUAGAAUGGAUUUUAAAUUUGAAUAUACACUUCUUUUUGCCGUUACUAAUUGCACAUUCUUAAAAAUGAACUUGUCUAAUUCCAAACUACCAAGCUACAAAAUCCUCAGCCAAACAAUCUCCCGCUUGAUAAUAUCAAUAAUAGUCAAUCGAUAGCUAAUGCAAGCACCUCUUAUUUAGUCAUGAAAUUUUUGACUCAUCCAGUGCGAGACAUCCACGUGUCAAAUUUUUAUCCCCUGCUUGAGAUAAGAUGCUAUCUUCUCAGAAUCACUAGAUAAUCAUAUCCGAUAACAACCGUCGAUCGCUUCCUCUCUUCCAAUCCUAUCCGUUCAUUCUCGUCCUAAACACCUCCUUUCAAGUUUCAACGUCCAUACAUUUUCAAAACUCUCUCUCCCUCUCUCUCUCUGCGCGCAACCACGUCGCCGCUAUAAUGGCCGCCGCUCUGCAGCAGACUCCAAUCACAUUCCGUUCCCGCUCGCCGCCGUCGGCGCAACUCCAAUCGAAACCAACAAGCAAGCUCUCCCUCUCUUCAAGUUUCAAGCUCACCAGACUGACCAUCAAACCCUACCUCCGCCGCGGGGGACGUGGCGGCGCGUGCGGCGCCAGGAUGGCCAACACCGCGUCGGCGAGCUACGCCAAUGCGCUCGCCGACAUCGCCGUCGCCAAUGGCAGCCUCGCCGAGACCGCGGCGGACGUGGAGAAGCUCGUGGACAAGUUCUUCUCCGAUGAGGCGAUCAUGAGCUACUUUACCAACCCUACCGUCCGCAUCGAGGCGAAGCGGGAGAUCGUCGACGAGAUCUGCAAAUCGAUGAAUUUGCAGCCGCACGUGGCGAAUUUCUUGAACAUCCUGGUGGACAUGAAGCGUAUCGAUCUGAUAAAGGAGAUCGUGGAGGAGUUCGAUCUGAUCGUCAACAGGCUGUCGAACACGCAGGUGGCGACGGUGACGUCGGUGGUGCAGCUGGAGCCGCAGCAUCUGGCGGAGAUCGCGAAGCGCGUGCAGAAACUGACGGGGGCGAAGAAUGUUAAGAUCAAGACGAAGAUUGACGAGUCGCUGCUGGCGGGAUUCACGAUCAGGUAUGGGGAUUCAGGUUCAAAAUUGAUCGACAUGAGCGUGAAGAAGCAGCUGGAGGAGAUUGCCGCGCAGCUUGAUCUUGGCGACAUUCAGUUAGUCGGUUGAUUAUAUUGUUUUUACUUUUUUCUUUCUUUCUUUUUUUUGUAUAAUCUCCAACGCUAUAGUUUUGUAUGGAUAUAUGAAUUUUUGGGAGAAGUAUAUGUAUUUAUGGAUAUAUGAAUUCGGCGAAAAGUUUUUUCGAUAAGGAAUAAUCAUGAUA
This is a messenger RNA of Salvia miltiorrhiza (redroot sage), 1335 nucleotides long. Its product is annotated as ATP synthase delta chain, chloroplastic-like. Gene Ontology annotation, biological process: proton motive force-driven ATP synthesis; photosynthetic electron transport in photosystem I; photosynthetic electron transport in photosystem II. The transcript has a single exon. NCBI's taxonomy places the organism in Eukaryota, Viridiplantae, Streptophyta, Magnoliopsida, Lamiales, Lamiaceae. Bases 435 to 1181 code for a protein of 248 amino acids. Gene Ontology annotation, molecular function: proton-transporting ATP synthase activity, rotational mechanism. The record is from RefSeq and is a predicted model, not a curated record. Gene Ontology annotation, cellular component: chloroplast thylakoid membrane.